CGCUGGGCGAGGAGUGCGGAGAAGUUCUGGGCAAAGUCCCGGGAAGCGGCGGCGCUAUCGCAGCGCCCGCGAGCCCAUGAGCCCUGCUGGGCCAAGGGACUGCAGCGCAAGACAGUCAGUUCGCGGAGCGGGCUCCAACCCCUCUGUCGGCCCUCGAGUGGCCGUCCCCGCCCCGGUCUCCUGCAGCUGGUGAGGGAACUGUCAAACACACGUUGCCGGGGGACGGAAGAAACCGGGUUUGCCUACUCCCGGGUCUGUGGACGAACCUCAGAGCCCGGCACCCACCGGGGAAGUAGGCAGCGUUCCCGGUUGCAGAGCGAGCAGGACGUUGAAAACUGGCUGCAAAGUGUUCUCCUUCUGGUGGUUGCCAAGACUUCAGAUCUUUUCCAUUCGCCUGCUUCUUGAGUCCUAUUGAGAUCGAGUUAAAAAUGAAUUAAUGCCAAGUUCAUAAGAGGUUCUGGAGGCUGAGAAGUCCAAGAUCAAGGGCCAGUGAAGCCAUUGUCUGGUGAGAGGCCACUUCCUGGGAUUUCCUCUGGAUCAUCCAAAAUGCUUUUAACACAUAUUGGAUAAGAGCUGAGCCACCUGCCUGUUGGGAAUUUCCAUACUCUCUGCUCCACUGUCUUCUGAUGGCAUUUUGACUGCGUCAAGGCCACGCGACCCACCUGCUCAUCAUGAGUGAUGAGAAGAACCUCGGAGUGUCUCAGAAAUUGGUCUCCCCGUCAAGGAGCCCAAGUACCUGCUCCUCCAAGCAGGGAAGUCGGCAGGACAGCUGGGAAGUGGUAGAAGGACUGAGGGGAGAGAUGAAUUACACCCAGGAGCCACCAGUUCAGACAGGAUUUUUGCUGAAAAAGCGGAAAUGGCCCCUGAAAGGCUGGCACAAGAGAUUCUUCUACCUGGACAAAGGAAUCUUGAAAUAUGCCAAGAGCCAAGCUGAUAUAGAGAGAGAGAAGCUGCAUGGCUGCAUUGACGUUGGGCUUUCGGUGAUGUCUGUGAAGAAGUCGUCCAAGUGCAUAGAUCUGGACACAGAGGAGCACAUCUACCAUCUGAAGGUGAAGUCACUGGACGUCUUUGAGGAGUGGGUGUGCAGACUCCGCCACCACAGGAUGUACCGUCAGAAUGAAAUCGCCAUGUUUCCCCACGAAGCCAAUCACUUUUUCCCGGGACCCACCGUCACGGACUCUGUGGAUGGGGUCUUUGACUCCAUGUCAAGUAAAAAGCGUAGCAGUAUAUCAAAGCAGAAUUCGCUUCAGACUGGCAGCAAUUUGUCCCAUCCUUGUGGCGGGGAGGCACGAGUUCCUUCGUGGCUGCAGUCUUCGGAGGACAUGGAGCAAUGCUCAAAAGACCUGGCACACUGUCACUCCUACCUGCUAGAAAUGAGCCAGCUCCUCCAAAGUAUGGAUGUCCUGCAUCGGACAUAUUCGGCGCCAGCUAUCAACGCCAUCCAGGGUGGAGCUUUUGAAAGUCCCAAAAAGGAGAAAAGAUCACACAGGAGGUGGCGGUCCAGAGCUAUUGGCAAAGAUGCCAAAGGAACACUACAGGUCCCUAAACCUUUUUCUGGCCCACAAAGACUGCACUCUUCCAACCCUAAUUUGUCAACGCUAGACUUUGGAGAAGAGAAAAACUAUUCUGACGGCUCUGAAACCUCAUCCGAGUUUUCUAAAAUGCAGGAAGACCUGUGUCAUAUCGCCCACAAAGUUUACUUCACUUUAAGGUCAGCUUUCAACACCAUAUCCGCGGAGAGAGAGAAGCUGAAGCAGCUGCUGGAGCAGGAUGUCUCGUCCCCGUCGGCCCAGGUCGUGGGCCUGAAGCGCGCCCUGUCCUCCGCCCUAGCACAAAACACAGACCUUAAAGAACGCUUAUGCAGAAUCCAUGCCGAGUCUCUGCUGCUCGACCCCCCGGCUGCUGCCAGGUCGGCGGACAGUCUGGCAGAGGAAAACUCCACAGAUGACAACCGACCUCUGGUCCAUCAGCUUUCCAAUGAGAGCCGACUCUCCAUCACUGACUCCCUUUCAGAGUUUUUUGAUGCACAGGAAGUUCUGUUAUCUCCAAGCUCUUCAGAAAAUGAGGUUUCUGAGGAUGAUUCGUAUGUCAGUGACAUAAGUGAUAACCUUUCCGUGGAUAAUCUCAGUAAUGAUUUAGAUAGUGAGAGACAAACUGUGGAGCCCGUUCUGGGAAGCGGUGGGGAAGCCAAGUCCAGAAGACGGACGUGCUUGCCGGCGCCCUGCCCCAACACCAGCAACAUCAGCGUGUGGAACAUCCUGCGGAAUAACAUAGGCAAGGACCUGUCCAAGGUGGCCAUGCCGGUGGAGCUGAACGAGCCCCUGAACACGCUGCAGAGGCUCUGCGAGGAGCUGGAGUACAGCGAGCUGCUGGACAAGGCCGCUCGGAUCCCCGACCCCGUGGAGAGGAUGGUGUACGUGGCCGCCUUCGCUGUGUCGGCCUAUGCGUCCAGCUACUUCCGAGCCGGGAGCAAGCCCUUUAACCCGGUUCUCGGAGAAACGUACGAGUGUAUUCGUGAGGACAAGGGCUUCCAGUUUUUUUCAGAGCAGGUCAGCCACCACCCACCUAUCUCUGCAUGUCACGCCGAGUCGGGGAACUUUGUUUUCUGGCAAGAUGUGAGAUGGAAAAACAAGUUCUGGGGCAAAUCCCUGGAAAUUGUCCCCAUUGGCACAACCCACGUGACUCUGCCUAAUUUUGGAGAUCACUUUGAGUGGAACAAAGUCACCUCCUGCAUCCAUAACAUCUUAAGCGGGCAGAGGUGGAUUGAGCAUUACGGAGAGAUCGUCAUCAAGAACCGGAAUGACGAUUCCUGCCACUGCAAAGUGAAUUUUACCAAGGCAAAGUACUGGAGCACCAACGCCUGUGAGAUCGAAGGCACCGUGUUCGACCGGAGCGGGAAGGCGGUGCGCCGGCUCUUCGGGAAGUGGCACGAGAGCAUCUACUGCAGCGGCGGGUCCUCCUCGGCCUCCUGUGUCUGGAGAGCGAAUCCCAUGCCAAAAGGCUACGAGCAAUAUUACGGCUUCACCCAGUUUGCACUAGAAUUAAAUGAACUUGAUCCGUUGUUGAAGGCUCUGUUACCACCUACGGACACUCGGUUUAGGCCAGACCAAAGGUUUCUCGAAGAAGGGAAGGUGGAAGAAGCUGAAAUACAGAAGCAGAGGAUUGAACAGCUGCAGAGAGAAAGGCGGCGGGUCUUACAAGAAAAUAACAUGGAGCACCAGCCGCGGUUCUUCAGGAAAUCCGACGAUGACUCUUGGGUGAGCAACGGCACCUACUUGGAACUCAGGAAAGAUCUUGGUUUUUCCCAGCUGGACCAUCCUGUCUUGUGGUGAAAAAUGAAAACCGAGCGAUGCGUUCUCGUAAUUCUGUGUUGGCUUUCUGAAGCGACAAACCUGUGUCUAUAUAUUUAGAAAAUGUUCUCUGGAAUGUUCACUUGUGCUUAGCUUGGCGUUUUAAGUGUUCAAGCACUCUAUAUUUUCUUCUGUAGGGUUCUUUACAAUUUCAAGUGUUAUGAUUGUUUAUAUAAAUGUAGAACACCUUGAAAUUUCUUUUUUAUAUAUAAAGUAUUUAAUAAAAAUGAAAGAUUCAUUGUUAA
This is a messenger RNA of Phyllostomus hastatus (greater spear-nosed bat), 3595 nucleotides long. It is a transcript of the gene OSBPL3, whose product is annotated as oxysterol binding protein like 3. The coding region runs from base 672 to 3332 and encodes 886 amino acids. Gene Ontology annotation, molecular function: cholesterol binding. The transcript has 25 exons. The record is from RefSeq and is a predicted model, not a curated record. Lineage: Eukaryota; Metazoa; Chordata; Mammalia; Chiroptera; Phyllostomidae. Gene Ontology annotation, cellular component: plasma membrane; cytosol; perinuclear endoplasmic reticulum.